Orbilia oligospora ATCC 24927 is the source of this 2781-nucleotide messenger RNA. RefSeq lists its product as uncharacterized. NCBI's taxonomy places the organism in Eukaryota, Fungi, Ascomycota, Orbiliomycetes, Orbiliales, Orbiliaceae. Gene Ontology annotation, biological process: calcium ion transmembrane transport; intracellular calcium ion homeostasis. Gene Ontology annotation, molecular function: calcium channel activity; calcium ion binding. Gene Ontology annotation, cellular component: membrane. The record is from RefSeq and is a predicted model, not a curated record. The transcript has a single exon. Bases 1 to 2781 code for a protein of 926 amino acids.
AUGUCUUCACAACAUCCAGCGGGCAGGGCUGGCUUCCAGCCCAUAGACCCGUCAUUCCAGCGACCUUCAGAAGACCAUGUCGUCAACAUACCUCUUACACCAAUUGAGUCUCACCGCUCACUACGGACCAAAGAGGAGUCCGUCACAGCAUUCAAUCCCAGCACCGACAAAGUCACACGACCACCGUUUGAAAGGGCGGAUCACACACUAGACGCCCUUGGACCCUUCGAGAGAAAAGGUGGGAAGCGAAGGCUAUUGAGAGAUGGCCAAAGCUUCAACGAUGGCGAAGAAACUGCUUUGACCAAAGUUGGUUUGCUAUAUGAGAAAAUUCUCAACUUCAGUUUCAUUACUAGAUGGAUGAUAUAUAUCGCUCCACUGGCGUUGGCACUUGCUAUCCCAAUCAUCGUUGGAUCGACUGCUGCUCCAAACGCUACGAUUGGAGGCGUCCGUAUUGUUUGGUUCUUUGCUUGGACUGAGAUCGUCUGGUGCUCACUAUGGGUUUCCAAAAUGGUCGCGAAAUGCUUGCCUAUUGUCUUCAAGACUCUCGUUGGGGUCAUUAGCAGCGGUACCCGCAAGUACUACAAGGUCAUUCAACAGCUCGAAGUACCUCUAUCUCUCGUUGGUUGGUGUUUCGCCAGUUUCAUCUCAUUUCUCCAGAUUAUGACCCAUAACCCCGAUAAACGCAGGGAAAGGCUUACAGAUCCAACUGCAACUGAUACUAAACCGUGGCAGAGCAAAAUGAAUCUUGUCCUUGCUGCUGCUUUGGUUUCAUCCUUGAUCUUCCUUGUCAAGUCUGUCAUUGUCCAGUUGAUCUCGGUUCAAUACCACCAAAAGCAAUUCUCUGCAAGAAUCCUCGCAAACAAAGAUUACAUCAAGGUUCUUUCCAUACUCUUGGAGACUUCACGACAGGCAUUCCCUGCUUACUGCCCCGAGUUUGCUGAAGAGGAUUAUAUUUUGCACGCUGGAUUGGUGAAUGGGUUAGGAAGUCCACUGGCCAAGCAAAGUGGUGCUGCCACUCCCAUGAGGCUCCUUCAUCAAAUCGGGCGGGUAGGAGACAACAUCACAUCCGCAGUUGGCCAUGUCGCAAAGGAGAUUACUGGACGAAAUGUUCUAAACCCUAACUCUGCAAGGUCUGUAGUAGUUAAUGCUCUCGCACGAAGGACUACUAUAGAGGCGCUUGGUCGUCGUAUCUGGAUGAGCUUUGCAGAAGAAGGAAAAGAUACACUCUAUGUAGAUGACUUCCUCGAAGUUCUCGGUGUGGACAGACAAGAACAAGCUAAAGCGGCUUUCGUUAUGCUCGACAAAGAUGAGAAUGGGGAUAUUUCAUUGGAUGAAAUGAUCGGAACGAUUCUAGAAGUUGCUCGUGAGCGCAAGGCUUUGGCUAAGAGUAUGGGAGAUAUUGACUCUGCCAUCUCUGCCCUCAAUUCGCUCCUUUCCGCCAUUGUCUUCGUCGUCAUCAUCUUCGUCUUUGUUGCUUUCUUAAAUCAGAACUUUGUUACCACCCUUGGUACCGCCGGAGCCACUUUGCUCUCUCUUUCUUUCGUCUUCGCCGCCACUGCUCAAGAAAUUCUAGGCUCCUGCAUCUUUAUUUUUGUCAAGCAUCCAUAUGAUGUUGGUGACAGAAUUGACCUCGAGCUAAAAGAAUAUAUUGUCGAACACAUCUCCCUCCUCUACACCGUCUUCCGCCAAGUCGAAACCAACAAAUCCGUCCAAGUUCCAAACAACAUUCUCAAUGGCAAGUAUGUCGAAAAUGUCACCCGCUCUGGACCCAUGCGCGAAGUCGUUAUGUUUAAUGUUCAUUUCGACACAAGCAUGCGCGAGAUCAUGCUUCUCCGGUCAGAGCUCAUGAUGUUCGUUGAAGAAAAUAACCGUGACUUCCGAUCCGAUAACUUGAACGUUGAGAUCAACGCUGUGAAGCUUGAUAGUUUGGAACUUAGAGUCGAAAUUAGGUACAAAGGAAACUGGGCCGACCAACCUAAACGAGUCGAGCGCAGAAACAAGUUCAUGUCCGCUUUAGUCGCCGCCCUUCGCAAGAUUCCAAUUUACGGACCUGGUGCUGGCGAUCCAGGCCUCGGUGAAGGAGCCAACGCCCAAUACUUCGUUACCAUCGACCCCACCGAAGCGCAAAGACGCAAAGAACAAGCUGCGAAAGACAAGGAUGCUAAACGAUUCAGGACCGAGGAAGAAAUCGAAGCCGAGGAGGCAACCAAAGAAGCUAGUUCGUCGGCACCUGGAUCCGUACCCCUGGCUGGACCUACAAUCCUAACAACUUCGCCUUCUCAAACGAAUCUCAAUAUGCAGACCGAUCCCCGUGAUGAUACCCUUCUAGGUGAUGAUGCAAGUUUAAUCUCUCGUACUCGAUCCACUCGUCGUAACGACCUAAACCAAGUUCGCGAUAUCCUACGGAUGCAGAGCACUACCGGACGCCGUAGACGUAAUGGCUCACUAUCGACGCAGGAAGGUGUCUCUCCAAUAGUUAGGACAACGACUGGGUUCCAAUCCCUAGCCCUGUCCCAAAGCCGUGAUAAUUUUAGACGGCCAAGUAUCCCAAGCCCAAUAUCACAGCUCCCGCCACAGCAACAGUUCUACCAGUCUUAUGCUCAACCGGGGUCGUCGUACCACGGGCAGCCGCCCCAGCCGCCCCCACAAUCUCAACUGCCACAACUGCCACAGCAGCAGCAGCAACAACAACAGGGACAACAAUCCCAGUACCCACAACCCGGCCCGGCGCCACGAGACUCUCGAGACCCAUCAAAUAGGGACCCGUCAAAUAGAGUUUAA